CGCAUCUCUCCACUCCAAAAAUCAACUUUGCCAUUAUGUCUGUGCCGACCUUGCAGCGAGAGACGGCCUUCCAGGUCCGAUCUCUGGUAUGUCUACCUCUCCCCGCAUGAGCUGGAUCGCCAAAUCCCUGUCUUAUGCUGCGAUGGACUGGAGCUAACUGGACCGUUUUAUGCGGGCAGUUUCGGUCUCUGCUCCGUCAAUCCUCCCAGUUCUCGAACUACAACUUCCGCGAGUAUGCCCGCCGGCGUACAUUGGAUGCCUUCCGCGAGCACCAGAAGGAAACCGAGGACAGGCGGAUACAGGAGUUGAUCCAGGAUGGGCUACAGAAUCUGCGGAUGAUGAAGAGACAAACUGUUAUCAGUCAAUUCUACCAGCUGGACAAGCUGGUCGUUGAAGGCCAGAAGACUGGAAAGCAAACUGGCUCGGAAGGCAACAUUGUUCGCCAGAAGGAUACCGGCUGGGACUAAUUGAUUUACCUACAUCCUUUGUUUUUGGAAGCGUGAGUACGGAGUUGAGGGGAAUGCAGCACCACACGAUAUUGAUAUCACCCGCAGAUGAAGUGACUGGAUAGACCGGAGGGGCUCUGUAUUUUUAUUAAAGCCGCUGCGCUGUAGGUAGCACCGAUGCUUACUUUUCGUUGUCCGCAAUACGAUUCUUCUCUCCCCAUGAA
Messenger RNA from Aspergillus ibericus CBS 121593, 670 nucleotides. RefSeq names its product LYR motif-containing protein. The record is from RefSeq and is a predicted model, not a curated record. Gene Ontology annotation, biological process: iron-sulfur cluster assembly. The transcript is spliced from 4 exons. Lineage: Eukaryota; Fungi; Ascomycota; Eurotiomycetes; Eurotiales; Aspergillaceae. Gene Ontology annotation, cellular component: L-cysteine desulfurase complex; mitochondrion. The coding region runs from base 135 to 467 and encodes 110 amino acids.